Molecule: messenger RNA, 1645 nt
Organism: Thamnophis elegans (Western terrestrial garter snake)
Lineage: Eukaryota; Metazoa; Chordata; Lepidosauria; Squamata; Natricidae
Gene: SAXO4
Product: protein phosphatase 1 regulatory subunit 32
Exons: 13
Coding region: 1-1362 (453 amino acids)
Molecular function (GO): phosphatase binding
Source: RefSeq, a predicted model, not a curated record
AUGAUGAGCGGCCAGUCUUCUCUGAUAACUAUUUCCCCGGGAAAAUCUUGUACCACAAAAUCUUUUCCUGUAUCCACAGAGAAGAUGGGACGUCUCCCCUUAGGUGCAGUUUCUCCCUAUGUAAAAACAAGCUCUGGUGGAAGUAUGGACCCCAUGAAAUUCUAUUGUACCAGCUAUGGGGCAGCUUAUGGUCAGGAAGGCUUUCGUCCUCGGAAUGGCUUCCAUUUUGGAGCAGGAUAUAAAAGCAACUACCGGCCUGUUGUCCAAUACAACCCAAACCUGGAUAAAAUAGAUAAUCCAGCUGUGGGGAAACUCCUUCAAGAUAACUAUGAAUCCAUAACAAAUACACAUUUCCAGCCCCUUCAGCUCCCUGAUGGGAAGUAUCCUCUUCCCUGGAGUGUACAUCAGCCAGGCAGUGGGUAUGUUCGAGAAAAGCCUCUAACUUUUCCCACAACCAAAACAGUCAAAAAGGUACAUUUUGACACAGCCAACCAGGGAGCUGAAGCUAUGAUAGGGCUGGAGCCCAGACAUGUCCCUGCACUCCACAAUACAUAUGGAAAAGGCUCAGUUGAAGCGGAAAAUGCAAGACACGGACCUCAGUUCAUGUCCACGGAGUACGGCUCUAAGUACCGCUUCAAUAUUCCAGGGCAACCAGAUUUCCUGCAAAACAAAACAAUUGGAGCCAAAGAAGAAUCAGGAUUUACUGAAGGCUGCCUUGCUAACCCCAUUGUGGAGAAACUAGCAUCUCAGAACAGCAAUCCUGGAAUCAGCAUUAUGAAGGCAGAUUAUCUACCAUCUUCUUUUCCACAUGGGGAUGAGUUUCUACCAGUCCUUUCCAAAGGCUCUGAGCGGGGCUCUGGAUUUAGUCGGCAGAAGGAUCUUCGCCUUGGUUCUUCAGGACCUCCACCCAAUGCAGAAGCAUCUGGGCCACUGAGCCAUUCUCAGUUCCAAGGCCUUUUUCGACAGCCUCAAACACAAACCAAUCUUCUAGGACGAGAGUAUGUAGGCAACAAGGAGUCAUCGGGAUUCAGCACCAACAACCUUAAUUAUGUGACACCUGCGUAUGACCCAAAUCUGCCCAACAGGUUUUUGACAAGCUAUAAUUCCAAGUUUUAUGAAACCAUUUCAAAGGGAGUGGACAGGGAGGGCUGGACCCGAGGGGGUAUCCAGCCUCAACAAGCAGGUGGCUUUGCUACGAACAAUCACGGAACUGGCUUAGGAAGUGAUCCUAAUGCUACAGAAACCUUGAGGACUGUUCAUCCCCAUGUUGGCAGGACGAUCACAACUGUUGACCCAUUCUAUCGCGAUUCUCCCCAUGAUCGGCGCUUUGCUGCUCUUCAUCAGACAGCUGUCCCCAAUUAACCUCUCUUCAGAAGUGAAAAGCACAGUGAUGUCUUUAGACUUCAAGGAACCACUCUACAUGCUAAGGAAGGAGCGUCACGAAUUGUACUGUCAUAAUGAAUCUGUCUUAUUUUAUGUGGUAUUGUUUUAAAGAAAUUAAGACAUAUAUUCAAGCUGUGUCUCCUGUCCUAGAUUAGCACCUUGAAAUGGAUUAAAAAAUAUUUGGGAUAGUUAUGGUUUUUAUAGAGUUUCUGCAUCUCUAUAGCUGUAAAAAACUUGGUGGCAUAAUGUGAGCAUCUGACUA